GGAAAAAGAAGUGUAUUCGUCUUGUUAUAAUAUUACAAAAUUGAAAAGAAAAAAAGAAAAGUGUUAAAGCAUAUGCCCUUAUACGUGUGCAUGUUCCCCACAAAAGAGAGAUGUAGAUAGGUCGGUGGAUCAAUCUAUACAAGUAAACGUUACAACCUUUUUAUCCCUUAUUUUUAUUAAAUUACAUAAUUAACCUCACCUCCCAAAUCCCAAAACUUAAAUAUUCAUUUAUUAUUAAUUUGAUCAAUUAAAAAUCCUAAAUUACGAUUUAAUGCUUGUCUGUCCCAUCAAUCUCUACCGUCCAUGCCGGCCACUAUAUGAAAAAGAAAGAAAAAGGACGAAGAUCCUAAAGACAUAUCACAUCUAAGUACACGUGGAAGCUUAACAAAUGGACCACACUGGAUGGUUCUUUGGUCUGGUUUGUAGGAGAUUUUAGCUUAUAUAAUUAACAAAUAGACCAAAAGAGACAUUAACGUAGCGAGUUGUGAUUCAGUGUUACAUGGUCAUUAUCGUACAUUUAAUGGGGAAAGUGAAUCUUUUUGUGCCACGUGUCAUUCUCACUAUAAAAAGAAAGAAAAAAAAUAUUAUUUAAUUAACUAAUUCGUUUAUUUAUAUAUUUUUUUUCAUUUAAAAAAAUAAAUAAAUAAAAAUGCGGCUGUGUGUGACGUGAGCUUGGGGGUUGGGGUAAGCAUCCCAGAUCUUGCAGCCAAAAGAAGCUUCGCCUAAUACACCACACCAGAGAGAGAGAGAGAGAGUCAGUCUCAGUCUUCUUCUUCUCUCAUUCGAUAUUUCGAUUUCGUUUUCUCUAAAAUUUUUCACUAUUGCCAAAGAAAAUUAAGAUAAAGAGAUGAAUUGGGUGAAAAAAGUUGAAGAAGAAAAGAAGAAAAUAAGAGAAACCCAGAAAAAUUCACUAUGAAAUUUCGUCGUUGUUGUUGUAGUUUCUUCUUUUCUAUUCUUCCGUUUCUUUUAACCUUUCCCCACGUUGAUUCUUCUUCUUCUUCUUCUUCGAAAAGGAUCGUCAUUGAUCGUGAUUCUAGUUAUUUUGUUGAUAAAUCUAAUAGAAGGAUUCUGCAUCAGCCAUUGUUUCCGGCGAGUUCAGCUCCACCGCCUGGAACCGACGACACUGCCACUCCUCCACCACCUCCACCUUCUCCGGACGCUUCUACAUUACCGACCCCUGAUCAACCAUUCUUUCAUGAGCUGCCCAAUAACGGGGCAACCCCAGAUCAAAGUCAACCGCCUCCUACUUCUUUAUCUUCCAAUGGCUCCGUUCCAAUCCCGACGGCGACUCAACCACCUAAGCCGAUUAAGAAGGUCGCCAUUGCAAUCUCUGUUGGAAUUGUGACUCUGGGUAUGCUCUCUGCGCUGGCUUUCUUCCUCUACCGUCACCGAGUGAAACACCCAUCAGAGACCCAGAAGCUCGUCGGAGGAGGCACUGGUGGACCGAAUUCUCAGACCUUUAUUGAAGAUUCUAGAGUUCCACCAUCGAGCUUUCUAUAUAUCGGAACGGUCGAACCGAAUCGGGCUUCGUUAAGUGAAGCCAAUGGUGGUGGAGGAACAAACAGAGAAGCCCCGAACAAAUCGCCCUAUAGGAAGCUGAAUUCGAUAAAGAGAUCGGAUCGGUAUCGUCCGAGUCCCGAAUUGCAGCCGUUGCCACCGCUAGCGAAGCCAUCGAACAUGAAUUCGCCGUCGGCAAUGUCUUCUUCCGACGAGGAAGAGAGCCGGGACACGGCAUUUCACUCGCCGCAGUGCUCUUCCGCUAGUUACGAAGACAGUUAUUACUACACACCAGUUUCUCGUCAAAGUGCUAAUAGUACUAAUUCAACGGCGGCAAAAAGUUCAGCUCCUAAUUCAAUCCCUCACUCCAAAAGAACUUCUCCCAAAUCACGGUUUUCCAAUUCCAAACAUGGUCCUCCUCCGCCACCACCACCACCGCCAGAACUUUCUAACGAAGGCGAACAAAGAAAUUCAUAUCUAAAAAAGCCCAAGUUCUCAGCUCCGCCACAGCUACCGAAUUUCCCGCGUCUUCAAUCAACAACCAACCAACCAAUACACGUGUUAAGAACAGCCGUUCCACCACCCCCACCGCCACCGCCACCUCCUCCGCCCCCUCCUCCUUCGCUGCCGACGCAAUCAACAUCGAGGAGAUUCGGAGAUUCGGAAAGGGUCGAGCCCGAAAAGACAACCCAAGUUCCAUCGAAGCCUCCAAUAUGGUCUUCAGUACCAAAAAUGGCAACAGAGAACGGUACUGUAAAAACAGAGGAACCGGUUUACAAGGAAAACGGCGGUGCUUCUGAGGUUUUUGAUGCGGAAGAGUCAGGAGGGGCAAAACCCAAGUUGAAGCCACUCCAUUGGGACAAAGUCAGGGCGACUUCUGACCGAGCCACUGUCUGGGACCAGCUGAAAGCUAGUUCUUUCCAAUUAAAUGAGGACAUGAUGGAGUCUUUGUUUGGUUGCAAUACUACGAAUUCAGCUCCCAGAGAGGCUGUUAGUACCAGAAGAUCGGUUCUUCCCCCUGUUGAGCAAGAAAACAGGGUUUUAGACCCAAAAAAGUCACAAAACAUUGCCAUUCUAUUAAGAGCUCUGAAUGUAACAAGAGAUGAAGUCUCUGAAGCUCUUUGGGAUGGUAAUCCAGAAGGUUUAGGUCCCGAGCUUUUGGAAACUCUGGUAAAGAUGGCUCCAACAAAGGAAGAAGAAAUUAAGCUUCGAGAUUAUCAAGGUGAUAUGUCAAAAUUAGGGUCUGCAGAGCGCUUUCUCAAGGCAGUGCUUGAUGUACCAUUUGCCUUUAAACGAGUUGAAGCAAUGCUAUACAGAGCAAAUUUUGACUCCGAAGUAAAUUACUUGAGGAAGUCUUUUCAAACCCUUGAGGAAGCAAGUGAAGAAUUAAAGAAUAGCCGAUUAUUUUUUAAACUUCUUGAAGCUGUUCUCAGGACAGGAAACCGAAUGAAUGUUGGCACCAAUAGAGGUGAUGCUAAAUCGUUUAAGCUUGAUACACUCCUAAAACUAGUAGACAUAAAGGGAACCGAUGGAAAGACCACAUUGCUACAUUUUGUGGUCCAAGAGAUUAUUAGAUCAGAAGGUGCCGGUGGUGACUCCACAAAUGGGAAUGUUCAGAACCAAAUGAAGGAUGAAGAGUUCAGGAAACAAGGAUUGCAGGUUGUGUCUGGUUUGAGUAGGGACCUUAAUAAUGUGAAAAAAGCUGCAGGAAUGGACUCCGAUGUCCUUAGCAGCUAUGUGACAAAGCUAGAAAUGGGGCUCGAGAAAGUCAAACUGGUUUUGCAGUAUGAGAGGCCAGAAAUCCAAGGGAAAUUCUUUAGCUCAAUGAAGCUGUUUCUAAAAGAGGCUGAAGAAGAAAUUUGUAAGAUAAAGGCUGAUGAAAGAAAUGCUUUGUUCCUUGUAAAAGAAGUCACGGAGUAUUUUCAUGGUGAUGUGGCCAAGGAGGGAGCCCAUCCUUUUAGAAUCUUCAUGAUUGUUAGAGAUUUUCUAGCCAUACUGGAUCAGGUGUGCAAGGAAGUGGGGAGAAUGCAGGACAGAACAGUAGUUGGUUCAGCUAGAUCAUUUCGGAUAUCAUCAACGGCUUCAUUACCCGUACUCAACCGCUAUAAUGUGAGACACGAUACCAGUUCAGAUGAUGAAAGCUUGUCACCUUAAAUAUGUGAAUAUAAACCUCAUGAAACCUCUUAGGAGGAAGAUUAGAGUACUUUUCCCUUGUUAUUGCUCCAUCCAUAUUCAACUAAAGAAUCAGAAAGCAAUUUUGAAGGGUCUCUCCCAUCAUCAACAAAUUCCCACUCCUUGCUAAGAGGGUACCCAUCAGUUUACUAGAUAAGGCUCCUGAGAAGAGAGAAACGUUUUGUAUGGAAAAAAAAAACAACUCAAAUAACAGAGAUGAGCAGCCAUCUUGAAGGAAAAGGCAUUGGAGGACAAGAAUUUACAAUCAACAAAUGAAGUGCAUAGAUAAAAUGAAGCAUUGUUUCCUCACUCAUAUAUAAUUAUAUAUAUUUUUUAUCCAAUCCUACACAUAUUCAAUAGCAACAAUAGAUUUUUUUUAUCAUUUAGAUCAGAUUCCCACACAUAACAGAACGUUUUGAUUUCAGCCACGAUUCCAUGCUCCCCAUUUGUUUGAUUAUUCAUUAUUUUUAGAAAUAAGGAGCUUUAUAUUUUAAACUUU
Messenger RNA from Cannabis sativa, 4168 nucleotides. RefSeq names its product formin-like protein 6. Gene Ontology annotation, biological process: actin cytoskeleton organization; actin nucleation. NCBI's taxonomy places the organism in Eukaryota, Viridiplantae, Streptophyta, Magnoliopsida, Rosales, Cannabaceae. The record is from RefSeq and is a predicted model, not a curated record. The coding region runs from base 913 to 3651 and encodes 912 amino acids. Gene Ontology annotation, molecular function: actin filament binding. The transcript has 4 exons.